This is a messenger RNA of Caenorhabditis angaria, 939 nucleotides long. The record is from the annotation of a GenBank genome assembly. Lineage: Eukaryota; Metazoa; Nematoda; Chromadorea; Rhabditida; Rhabditidae.
AUGUCAUUUUAUGAUUUGCCUAAAAAUGGAUUGGUUCUCUUGAAUUGUGAGUUAUUUCUGAUUGUGAACAUUUUUCGAUUUUCAAUAUAUUAUUGAAUAUUCAAUUUUCAGCAAAAUCUGAACCAAAUGUCACUUCAAAACUUGUACUUUCUGGAUAUGAAACAGAAAAACUUGUUAUAAUAAACCAUGAGAACACAAAAUCGUGGUUUCAGAAGUUUUUCAAAAAUUCGGAAUCCUCAACUUUUUUGACAUACACGGAAAAUAAUUUUCCUGAAGUUUCAAAUUGCAAAAAUGUUAUUUUCAUCGAUUUCUCCUUAUUUUGCCGAGUCUUCAAAUUGUCAGAAAUUUUGCGAAUAUUGAACAAGUUGAAAAGUUAGUUUCUCUUAAAAGCUAUCAAAAAUUGAAUUUAUUUCAGAAGAAACACGUGUUUUUAUUCCUGCUGAUGAAACAAUUCCUUCGAAUAUUUUGAAACAAGUUUACAGUUUAUCAAAUGUUAUUUAUAAUAUUCGAUCAAAUCAGGACUCAUUUUCAUCGACGACAAUUAUUUUCGAUAAAAGAGGAAGAAUUAGUACACAAGAGGAAUCAAUUACUUUUUCUGAAAGUUCGAAACCCGUUGUGAAAAAAAUGAAAACCACGGAAAUGUCAAGAAUUGAAUCAAUAGAUGUGAAAGAAUUGCAAUCGAGUAUCGAUCAAGUUUCAUCAAAAGAAGCUGCUGAAAAAGCAGCGAGAGAUGCAUUGCAAUUACCAUAUAUUUCUGGAAGGCAAGAAGAUGGUUAGUUUGUUUUCCAAAUUUCCCAAAAAAAAUGAUAAUCAUUUUUAGGAGUUGCGAUUCGCGAUGCAUCCACGAGAAAAAUCAGAGUCGGUGGACAAAUUGUUUAUGAACCAGAUCAAGCUGAUGAUUUAGAUGACAGUGAUCCGGAUGAUGAUUUGAAUAUCUAA